This is a messenger RNA of Mus musculus (house mouse), 4919 nucleotides long. It is a transcript of the gene Vkorc1l1, whose product is annotated as vitamin K epoxide reductase complex, subunit 1-like 1. Gene Ontology annotation, cellular component: endoplasmic reticulum membrane; endoplasmic reticulum. Gene Ontology annotation, molecular function: vitamin-K-epoxide reductase (warfarin-sensitive) activity. The record is from RefSeq and is marked validated. NCBI's taxonomy places the organism in Eukaryota, Metazoa, Chordata, Mammalia, Rodentia, Muridae. The transcript has 3 exons. Bases 64 to 594 code for a protein of 176 amino acids. Gene Ontology annotation, biological process: vitamin K metabolic process; cellular response to oxidative stress.
CGACGGGCGGCGGCGUCUGAGGUGGAGGCGGAGGGAGGCGGCGGCGGCGGCGGAGGGGGGAAGAUGGCGGCGCCCGUCCUGCUGAGAGUGUCGGUGCCGCGUUGGGAACGGGUGGCCCGGUAUGCAGUGUGCGCCGCCGGGAUCCUGCUCUCCAUCUACGCCUACCACGUGGAGCGGGAGAAGGAGAGGGACCCGGAGCACCGGGCCCUCUGCGACCUGGGGCCCUGGGUGAAGUGCUCCGCCGCCCUGGCCUCCAGAUGGGGUCGAGGAUUUGGUCUUUUGGGUUCCAUUUUUGGAAAAGAUGGUGUAUUAAACCAGCCAAACAGUGUCUUUGGACUUAUAUUUUAUAUACUACAGUUAUUACUUGGCAUGACAGCCAGCGCAGUUGCAGCUCUGGUCCUCAUGACCUCCUCCAUUGUGUCUGUGGUGGGCUCUUUGUACCUGGCCUACAUUCUGUACUUUGUGCUGAAAGAGUUUUGCAUCAUCUGCGUCACCACAUAUGUGCUGAACUUCCUCCUCCUCAUCAUCAAUUACAAACGACUAGUUUAUUUGAAUGAGGCCUGGAAGCGACAGCUGCAGCCUAAGGAAGACUGAUGGCCAGCGGAUCUCCACCCAACCGUCUCAAACACUUCUUUCAUUAAGUUUAUUUUGCAAGGUGUUUUGUUUUUUGUUUUUUGUUUUUUAAUUCACAACAGACACUUUCCCUCAGAAUCUUAAACUGAUUUUUUAAAAUAUUGUAAAUUAGAAGGGGCCCUAGCUAUUUCCUGUGUCGGUCUUCAUUUUAAAUCUGGAUACAAAAAAGGAUACACCGAGCCAAUCAAAGACAAGCUUUAACUUUACCUUGAAGAUGUUUCUGAGAUAAUAAAAUGUAGCCCUAGCCCCCAGUCCUCAACUAAAGUGAGCAGCCAUUGCUAGUAAUUCUUUAAUGUGUAUAAAUUCAAUUUCAGGUAUAACAAAUGUGAUCAUGAACAUGAAAAUAUUUUAGAAUAGAUACUGUAUUAAAUAUUGCCAUGUUUACAAUAUGUAAUAUGUUUUUAGCCGAUGGAUUUAAACCUGUAGAUUCAAUUAGAGUCCAUUUGUGUGAUAUUUGUAAAUAAAGGUAGAAACAUUGGGAUCCACCCCUGCAGAACUUACUGUACAGUUUAGUUGAAGUGUAGAAAGGAAUUGUCAGCUCAUCGUGACUGAUACAUAGUGAAGAAAGUACAGGCAAACAGAACAUCUUGGGAAAUGCGCUGACAGCCCUGGUGCAGUGUUGACAGCAGAAACAGGGUGGUUGAUUCCCUUCCAUCUCCCACUCAGAGAGGAAGAAACAGUCUGAACACCCAGCUCAAGUCUGACUAGUCAGAACUGGAUGGAUUGGAACUCUACAGGAUGUCACGUGACUAGACCUUUCAUUUCAAGGCUCUCAGGACACUGAUGUGGGAAGUGGAUGUAGUCUUUGGAGAAAAACCACUAUGGCGUUUCUGGGCAAUGCCUCUUAAACAGUAGCUGAGCUCUCAACACAUGUGUUCCCUUGAUUCCAGUGCCAGUCAGCUCAGCAGUAUUAUGACUGAAGCAGGCACAAGCCAAGUGCUCUGAGGUCGGUCCAUAGUGUUUCCCCUUCUUGUUUCUUCUUGCACUAAGGAUGGUCAGUAAGUGUUUCAGAAUCACAUACUGAAUUUGUAAACCUUAGGACUAUCGGGAGAAACUGUUUGCUGACUCAGAAGAAACACAAACGUAGAAAGACCUGGAAGAGAAACAUGGAAGCUUUGUCCCACUCCAGUAGCCACACAGAAGCAGUGAGAAGAAACCCAGAGGUGAUCUAAGUACACACCCCAGUGGCAUGGCGACUGUGUUUCUCUGGUUAGCAUCUUACAGGAGAUGUUAAAAGUGCCUUCUGUCUUAAAAUCUCAAACCAAAUCAUUCUGUGGGUAGAACUGGGGCAGAAGUAUCCCUCCUUCCCUUCCUUACCACGAAGCAGAGAACUUGAACUUGCAUUCUACCAGGAAGGUCUGUGCGGCCAUUUUAUUCCUUGGGUGGAGAAGUGGCAGUGUUUUUUUUAUGAUUUGGUUAAUAUGCUAAAAAAUAGGCAACUAGACAGGGUACUCUGAGACAGCAAUGGUUGAGUGGUUUACGACUUUCAGUCGAAACUGAUGCACCAUAGGAUUUCUGGCCUGGGGCAGGUAUAAAAUGGGAAUUGUAAUGUUCCUUUAGGAGGCUCUAACCAGUUCCUUAAAAGACCGCUUAAUUCCAAUUUCAUCAAAGGUUGUGUUUCCCCGUGAAUGUGAACAUUUCUGUGACUAUCUUACUGUGUAUGCAUUGCUGUUGUCUUCUGAAGUAGUUAGAGAACGUCUAGAAAGUACUGAAUGGUCUUUGUGGUCAACCAAGUCCUCGUUCGAGAACUGUACAGUGAGCUCAUCUCAUAGCCCUGUGUCCAGGUCUCCCAAGGCAGUGGAAUGGCUACUCGCUAAGACUUCUGCUGCUUACAUAUCAAGGCUCUGCUAAACAUGUCCCUUGGGCCCCAUUUCCAAAUGACCUUUUCUGUCUUCUAUCACUCAGCAGAGUGGAGUUAAAGCUUGUCUUGACAUUGCAGAUGUCUCCAACCCUUACUCAAGAAAAUGUGAGAGGGUUCCCUCCACCAGACCCCUCAAGGCUUCCCUUUGCUUUCCUAAGUCUUGGGAGUACCACCAUUACUGAUUGUAUGAAUUGCUUGUUUGUUUGUUUGUUUGUUACAUUCCUGUGACCUAAUAGGAUGAAUACCCCUUUCUCACUGAGCGUUAACAGGUGCUGUUGGAAAUAACAGCAUUUGCCGAACAGUGUGCUCAUGCUUGCCUGCAGUCCCAUCACUUGGGAUAUAAAUGCAGGAGGAUCAGGAAUUCAAGGUCAUCCUUGACUACAUAGCAAAAUAGAGACCAGCAUUAGCUACAGGAGACCCUAGCUUUUUAAAAAAAAAUUUUUUUUUUUUUUGCUAAAAUAUAUGUUCUCUAUAAGUGAGCCUGUUGUGUUUUAUUUGGUAGUUUUGCCCUGAGGGAAUCCAGUCUUCUUCUCUACCAUCUAUUAAACCUUAUAGAACGGGGGAGAAAAACACUGUGUUAUAAAACUGCUAAUAUUGUUAUGACUGUUUCAGACAGAGUAUUUAAACACUGAAGAAGCAGGGUUUGGCUGGGCCUGGUGACACACACCUUGAGUCUCACUCAGUACUUGGGGAGCAGAGGCAGGUGGAUUUCUGAGUUCUAGGCCACCCUAGCCUAGAUAAGGAGCUCCAGGACAACCAGGGUUAUAUAGUGAAACCCUGACUCAAAAAGCCUACCCACAAAAUAAUAACACUGCUAGUUGAUUUAACAAUAAAUACGGAAGGGCAGACCAGGGGGAAAAUGAUUCCUGCAGUAAUUCUGGGCUUCAUGCUUUCGAAGUGAUUCAUAACAGUGGAAGCCUCACUUCAGAUUUUCGGGAGGAAGAGAAAGUCUGGCUAGGUGUGCUCCAGAGCCUGUGGUUGGCUUAUGGGAUUUCCCUUGAUCCUUUCCCACAGCUAGUUUUGUCAGGGAGGGUAAACUUCUGGUACAACUCAGGUUUAACUAGUUGCACUAGCUAUAUUCCAAGAAUUAUUUUUUGCUUCAUCUGUAUAGCCUCUCCUUCAGCUCUUUUGUUGUGGUUGUUGUUUUGUUUUGUUUUUAAAGAGACAGAUAAUCUUUCUCUGUAGCCUAGGCUGUCCUAGAGCUCAGUACAUAGCCCAGGCUGGCUUCAAACUUGACAUUCCUCCUGCCUUAGCCUCCCAAGUGCUCAGAUUCAUAUACAGAAGGAAUGUUGAAAAGCAUUUGAGUUUUUUCAAGUAAAGAGACAAGUUCUGGGGGCUGGGGAGAUAGGUGGCUUAGCAGUUAAGAACACUUGUAAAGGACCCAGGUUUGGCGCCAACCACCCACAUGUCUGCUUAACCUUUAGCUGCAACUCCAAUUCCUGGGGAUCUGACCCCCUCUCAUGGCUCCUGAAGGCCCUGCAUGCAUAUGGUGUAUAGACAUAUAUGCAGGCAAAACACCCACAUAGAUAUGAAAGUAUUUCGUUUGCUACAAAAGAUCCUUGUACCUAUGAGGUAGAGGACAAUAAAAUUAAUAUUGUUGCUUUUUUGUUUUAUUUAUAAUUAUAUUCAAAAGACUAAAAAUGCAGCCAGGCAUGGUAGUACAUGCCUAUAAACCCAGCACUUGGGAAGUAGAGGCAGGAAGACCAGAAGUUCAUUCAGGGGCAAUCUGGGCUAUUUUGAGACCAUGUUUCUAGAAAAGCAAAAACUCAAAACACAAAAACUGCUCAGCAGUUACUUGCUAAGCUCUAGUUGGUGCCACCAGUUGAUUCUGGUGGAUACUGGCAGGUGGUGGGUGACCUGACCUUAAAAGUCAGUAAAAUGUCAGUAAAAUGUCAGCAGAGUCCCCCACUGUUCUGUCCAGGAACUUGUUUGGGGCUGUGAACUUCCCCGACUUCUUCCAGUGCGUAUACAUCAGUGAAGCCACCCCUCUCCACCUUUUAGCAUUUUAGGCAGUAUGUGUAUGAAUCCUAUUUUGUGAGAACAACCUUGUCAUAAAGAACAGGGUAGGAAUCCAGGCAAUGUGAUCAGGCCCUCCCUUCCCCCUUUUAAACCGAUUGGCCCAGGAGAGGUGAAGUGUUAUGAGGCUGUACUAAGAUAAUAGCAUAGAUAAUAGGUGUCUAUGACCUGUGAAGUGUGGUCCAUCUAAAAUACUACUCCUGCUUCGAAAGCUCCUGAGUAAGCCUUCAUGUAAGAAGGAGUUCACCGGGGAGAUUCCCUCUUUAAUAUAGAUAGAAAUAUUCUUUAUCAGAGAUUUAGGAUAGCAUUUUGCUAACUGGUAAAUAAAAACAGAUGUACAUAUGUAAGAAUGUUUAUUUGUUGCACAUAACUUUUUUGGUAUAAAAUAAAUGUAGACAUUACCUGUGGA